CUAAAUAAACGAAGGCCAUAAAGGGAAACAAUGUAUUCAAAACUGAGUGGAACAGAGCCGCAUUUUAGGCUCCUACUUGUCUUGCCCGGUGACAGAUCGACCGAUAUUCAAUGUCAACUUUUGGUGUCAUCGCUAGAUCAUCCACUGGAAUUUGAAGCCUUAUCAUACGUGUGGGGAGACGCAACAGACACUAUCCCCAUAUCCCUUCAAGGGCAGACACACAACGUUACAAGAAAUCUAUAUUCGGCACUCCAUCACUUGCGUUAUUCUGAUCGCGUCCGAACAUUGUGGGUAGAUGCCUUAUGUAUCAACCAAGAAGAUAUCGAUGAGCGAAACCAUCAAGUCCGACUCAUGGGUUGCAUCUACUCAGCGGCCAAGUGCGUGGUCGCAUGGCUGGGCCCCUCUUGUGACAAGGAUUUGGAAAUAAUACGCUUUAUUGAAACCGUAGGAGGAAACCAAAAUGUGCACUGGACUGAACUUGCCACCAGGGGUAUCGAUCCAUUACCCCUUUUUAUGUUCCUGAGAAACCGGUGGUGGGACCGUAUUUGGACGGCGCAAGAAGCAGUCCUAGCACGAAACUUGACGUACCAGCGUGGCUCUUGGACAAUUACUGGGGAAACUAUGAGUGGUAUGCUGAAUAGUUUCAACGUUCAUAUGUCAUCCUGCUGUAUUGACCUGGGGAAGGACUUAGGUUCCCAAAUGGGCUACUAUGACUUAAUGGGUCUCAUACGGAUUCAGCGUAACUUGGGCAGGGUUAGAAAUGGGAUAUACGGCAGAUCCUUUUGCCAAAUCGCCAAUCAUUUCCGGCAUAGAAGUGCAACUGAUCCGCGAGAUAAAAUCUACGGUCUGUUAGGGAUGAUCGAAGAUGCCGAGCAUAUCACAAUCGACUAUAGUUUAUCAGUGGAAAUGAUUUACGAGGUCUCUGCAAGAGAAAUCAUUACAAAGACCCGUAGCUUAGACCUUCUCAGCCAUCUGACGGAAACAUCCGAGGAACCCGGAGAACACGAAUACUCUCGGAAACAACGCACAAGAGCGACAAACCUGCCUUCAUGGGUGCCGGAUUGGAGUGACGAUUUCAAUACCUUCCAUGAUCCAUCUUUCAAUAUGGACAUCCGUAUUAGAACUCUAAAUCUUUUUAAUGCCUGUGGACCUUACCUCUUUGACGCGUCGAAUGGUGAUGAGCAGGGCUCUCUGCGAGUAAAGGGUAUCAACUUCGACGUCAUAGAGAACGUUAAUCCAGCAUUGCAAAAUUCUAAUACAGUUUCCGCCGAGGCUUUUCGAGAUUGGCGUAUCAUGGCUGGGAUAGAGGACGAACCUGACAAGUCAUAUCCAUCGGGGGGGACUAUUAUGGACGCCUUUUGGAGGACCUUGUCUUUAGAUCUUAGCAGCAGCAGAGGGACAUCUGAAUCUGGCAUUCCGUUUGAACGGGCAGGACCUGGUGAUCGGCCGAUUCAUGACACCUUCUGGUUUCUGUCGUUGUUGGCACUCUACAACAGGCCCAAAAGCGACCGGCUACCUGAGACAUUUCAAAAUCAAGAAGAGGGUAACGUGUUUUCGCAACAUACCUAUCAGACUACCUACAAUCGGCGGUUUUUCCUUUCAAAAAGGGGUUAUAUGGGUCUGGCUCCUAAAAACGCGAAAUCGGGCGACAUGAUAUGUGUUCUUGCCGGCGGACGUUUACCAUUUAUUCUAAGAAGUGCCGAGAGAGUAUCCGAGCAAACGAAAAUUGGUCUAGGAACUGAGAGUCAAUAUACUAUAGUAGGAGACGCUUACUUACAUGGCAUAAUGGAUGGAGAGGCCAUGAAAAAGAUCAAUGAGGGCGAGCAAAGUUUUCAGACUUUUCAGUUAAUCUAG
Molecule: messenger RNA, 1854 nt
Organism: Daldinia vernicosa
Lineage: Eukaryota; Fungi; Ascomycota; Sordariomycetes; Xylariales; Hypoxylaceae
Product: HET-domain-containing protein
Exons: 1
Coding region: 31-1854 (607 amino acids)
Source: RefSeq, a predicted model, not a curated record